Messenger RNA from Penicillium alfredii, 225 nucleotides. RefSeq lists its product as uncharacterized. The record is from RefSeq and is a predicted model, not a curated record. The transcript is spliced from 4 exons. Lineage: Eukaryota; Fungi; Ascomycota; Eurotiomycetes; Eurotiales; Aspergillaceae. Gene Ontology annotation, cellular component: mitochondrion. The coding region runs from base 1 to 225 and encodes 74 amino acids.
AUGGCUGGUCCCAGCAAGUCCCUGGUCCUUGACCCGGCCCUCCAGAAAUACUACGAACUCAACGCCAACCGCUACAAGUACUUCCGCUGGACCCCUCGCCAUGCCUGGUUGUCAUUUGUGUACAUGGGCCUAAUUCCUGGCGUUCUGGGCUACAUUACCUACAAGACAGAGGGCAAGUUCGAACUCCGUGGCAAGCGAAAGGGGGACACCAUCGCCGAGUGGUAG